Molecule: messenger RNA, 2772 nt
Organism: Microdochium trichocladiopsis
Lineage: Eukaryota; Fungi; Ascomycota; Sordariomycetes; Xylariales; Microdochiaceae
Product: MATE efflux family protein
Exons: 4
Coding region: 376-2406 (676 amino acids)
Biological process (GO): xenobiotic detoxification by transmembrane export across the plasma membrane
Cellular component (GO): membrane
Molecular function (GO): antiporter activity; xenobiotic transmembrane transporter activity
Source: RefSeq, a predicted model, not a curated record
CUAUGUUCUUGUGCACGUGCAAGUGCAGGUGCAAGUGCAGCCUACGCCGUUCAAGAUCAAGUACGUACUUGCCUCAAGGUAACUUGAUGCAUACCUGGCUACUUUAGGUACCGGUUGACCACAGCAACAGAACAGCAGCCUCUGCCAGUUGACAGGGAAAUCCCACUGACGGCCGGCGAGCGGAGUCGACCACCGAGCUGAGGUGACCGGGGGUAGCAUCGUCACACAUCCCGGCCCGUGGAGCCCGCCCGUCCAGACCUGGGCUCCUGACCUCCGGGGCGGUGUCUGCGUACAUAUAAGGACGUACCUACACAGAGCCUGGCGAGGGGCAGAGAGAUCAGUACGUAGACAGAGGCAGCCCUCGCCAACAACAAGAUGCCGCCAGACCACCGGCCUCGGGCCAUCGCCAGCAAGCCCCGCCGGCCCAGCCACGACAUUGCCUCGUCCUUUGCCGCCAGCUUCCGCUCCUCCUUCCUCUCCACCUCCCCCUUGGCCCAGGAGAUUGUCGCCCGCGACCUCGCCGUCUGCUCUGACAACGACGACGAGGGCGGCGAUGACUAUGGCGACGACCACAGCAAUCCUGGCGCCCGAGACCCAGACUGGGCAGACGACGACGAUGCCGGCCCGGCCCCCGUGCUCUACACGCAGCCCAUCGACGGCGUCGCCUUUGGCUUCCGCAGGCCCAGCAUCGUCCUGGACCAGGGCACCCGCGCCGGCGAGCUGACUGCCGCCAACAGGGCCGUCCGUGAGCAGUCCCGCCGGGCGGAGCGCAGCCUCCUCCGCGAUAACCACAUCCUCCCGCCCAAGCACGACCGCUCCGGUGAACAGGGCCUCUUGAACACCCUCUACAGGCGCAUGUUCAGCACAAAGGUCCCUCUCGAUGCCUAUGACGACGACGCCACCGAGAAUGGGGCGUGCCCGCCAUCUCGCCGGGUCUCGGAGACAUCGCCGCUGCUAUCAGAUCAUGCUGGAGCGGCCCCCGCACCCGAGGAUAUCGCCAACGAUCCCGCUCUGCUGAACGAGCAGUGGCAGGCUGCGGUCGAGUCGGGCAAGAUCAAGACCACCUGGCAGCGCGAGGCAAAGACCAUUGCCACCUACUCGCGCUCCCUCAUCGUGACGUUCCUCCUCCAAUACAGCAUCAACAUUGCCAGCGUCUUUGCCGUCGGCCGGAUCGGCAUUGCAGAGCUGGGGGCGGUCACUUUGGGCUCCAUGUCGGCCAAUAUCGUCUGCUACGCUCCCAUGCAAGGUCUUGCCACGAGCCUUGACACCCUCUGCGCCCAGGCGUAUGGUUCGGGCCACAAGCACCUCGUGGGUCUGCAGCUCCAGCGCAUGACCUAUUUCCUCUGGGUCCUCAUGCUGCCCAUUGCGGUGCUCUUCUACUUUGGCACCGACGUGCUGCUGCGCAUCGUCCCUGAGCCUGAGUCCGCCGAGCUCGCGGGCUUGUACUUGCGCGUCAUCACUUUUGGCAUCCCAGGCUUCGUCGCCUACGAAGGGGGCAAACGCUUCGUGCAGGCCCAGGGCCUGUUUGUUGCCACCACCUAUGUCCUGCUCAUCACGGCGCCGCUCAACAUCCUGCUCAACUGGUUCUUCGUGUGGCACCUGGGCUGGGGCUUCAUCGGGGCGCCCAUCGCCGUUGCGCUCAUCCAGACGCUCAACCCGAUCAUGCUGUUCCUGUAUGUCGUCUUUGUCGAUGGCUCCCAGUGCUGGGGCGGCUUCACCAAGCGCGCCCUCAACAACUGGGGGCCCAUGGUCCGUCUUGCGCUUCCGGGCAUGAUCAUGGUCGAGGCCGAGUGGCUGGCCUUUGAGAUUCUCACGCUCGCGACCAGCCAGUUUGGUGCAGACUAUCUUGCGGCGCAGAGCAUUCUCGUCACGUUGACCUCGGCGACAUUCCAGAUCCCGUUCCCCGUCUCUAUCGCCGCGUCAACACGCAUUGCCAAUCUGAUCGGGGCGAAGCUGGCCGAUGCGGCAAAGACCUCGGCCAAGGUGGCCGUCGUAGCAGCGCUCGCAAUCUCCCUCCUCAACACGAUCCUCCUGUCGACCUUGCGCAACCACCUGCCCCUGCUCUUCACCUCGGACCCGCGCGUCGUGUCCCUCGUGGCCGACCUGAUCCCGCUCUGCGCGGCGAUGCAGGUCUUUGACGGCAUGGCCUGCAUGGCGCACGGCCUGCUCCGGGGCAUCGGCAAGCAGGGCUUUGGCGGCUACGUCAACCUGCUGACCUACUAUGUCCUCGCGCUGCCAAUCAGCUUCGCCACGGCGUUUGGUCCGCUGGGUUGGAAGUUGGAAGGGUUGUGGCUGGGCGUGACCAUCGGGUUGGCCAUUGUCGCCGUGGUUGAGUACACAUACAUCUACAAGUCCGACUGGAAUCAGUCAGUCCGCGAUGCCGAGCGGCGCAAUACCGCGGGUUAAUAUAUAUAUCUAGACCGAGGCAACAGCCGGUAGGAGUCAAUCAGUCAAUCAGCAAGUCGGUAUUUUUUGGUUUCAGAACCCGAGCGGGAAAGCCAAAGCAUAGAGGGUUUCUCUUUUCUCUCUCUUCUCCGGACUAUGUCUGAUUUUGUUUUCACGAAAGCGUCUGUGAAGUUUGAAGACACACAAGGGCUACAAGGCUCUAAUGAGGGGUGGGAGGUUGAAAUAAAAAAGUAAAGCAGGGGAGAAAGGAAGAUCAUAAUUGUUGGAGAAAGCGUCAAUACAAGAAAUGGCCUUGGAGCCAAUGACCUCCAUGGAAUCUGUGCUACUGUGUCCAAAACAAACAGCCAAGCGGAACGGCAUCUCCCA